Molecule: messenger RNA, 7767 nt
Organism: Manis pentadactyla (Chinese pangolin)
Lineage: Eukaryota; Metazoa; Chordata; Mammalia; Pholidota; Manidae
Gene: FOXD1
Product: forkhead box D1
Exons: 1
Coding region: 838-2226 (462 amino acids)
Biological process (GO): cell differentiation; regulation of transcription by RNA polymerase II; anatomical structure morphogenesis
Molecular function (GO): RNA polymerase II cis-regulatory region sequence-specific DNA binding; DNA-binding transcription factor activity, RNA polymerase II-specific
Source: RefSeq, a predicted model, not a curated record
GGGAGCAGCUUGCCAAACUGGGGACGAUGGGACAGCCCACAGACCUCUUAGCCAUUCCCCCAGGUAUCACCUCAGACAAUGGGGGAGGGGAGUGUCAUCUCCGGGCUGGACGUCUCCUACAAGCCGUCGAAUUGCCAAAUCGUUGCGUCGCGAGAGUGCUUCUGAGGUUAGGGCUGAGGGCUAAUUGAAGAGAAAGAAAGAAGCUGGAACUCUUGCAGUGAUUGUAGAUUCAGACCAUCGUGGACCAGCAUGCAAUCCCAGGACAAGGCACGUUAGGGUCCUCUCUCCUAACGCGUCCUCCUACGGGUGAACUUUGUCUCCCGGCAGGGCAGAUUUCUUAGGCUCUCCUUCUCUUCCCUCUGCAGCGCUCUGACGUGCACACCAUGUGACAGGCUUCCUGCUAUAAGCCGAGGCAAGAUCCGCCCUCUCCCGGACUCAGCCCUUGCCUCGCCGAGCGCCGUUCCCAGACUCUCUCCAGUCCUGCACCCUCCUGGGCGCCCGAACGCGAACUGCUCGCCCGGGGCCCCGCCGCCCACUCGCCAACAGACCGGGUGAGAGGCUUUCCGAGAGGGGAAGGUCAAGUGCCCGCCCGGGCUCAGGGCGCGCGGAGCCAGGGUAGUCCAGAGACCGCGCGGCUACCGCGGCGGCGCAGGAGUUACAAAGUCGCGGCUCAAGCCUCGGCCGCCGCCGGGCAGCCCCUGCGCCGCGUGAGCAGCGGCGGCGCCCCAGCGUGGCGCCCCCGGGCCGGGCCCGCCGCCCGGGACCCGGGCUGGGGCGCGGCGGGAGCCCGGAGCCCGGCGCCCCUAUGCACCGCCUCGCCGCCGCCGCGCUCCAGCCAUGACCCUGAGCGCGGAGAUGUCCGAUGCCUCUGGCCUCGCCGAGGAGACAGACAUCGACGUGGUGGGGGAGGGCGAGGACGAAGACGACGAGGAAGAAGAGGACGACGACGAGGGCAGCGGUGGCGGGCCCCGACUGGCUGUCCCCGCGCGGCGGCGGCGGCGGCGGCGCUCGUACGCCGGCGAGGACGAGCUGGAGGACCUGGAGGAGGAGGAGGACGACGACGACCUCUUGCUGGCCCCGCGGACAGGGGGCUCCCCGCCGCCCCAGGGCCCAGCCCCGGCGGCCGGGGCCGGGGCCGGGGCGGGCGGCAGCGCGGGCGCGGGCGGCGGCGGCGGCGGCGCGGGCGGCGGCGCCAAGAACCCGCUGGUGAAGCCGCCCUACUCAUACAUCGCGCUUAUCACCAUGGCCAUCCUGCAGAGCCCCAAGAAGCGGCUGACGCUGAGCGAGAUCUGCGAGUUCAUCAGCGGCCGCUUCCCCUACUACCGCGAGAAGUUCCCCGCCUGGCAGAACAGCAUCCGCCACAACCUGUCGCUCAACGACUGCUUCGUCAAGAUCCCCCGCGAGCCCGGCAACCCCGGUAAGGGCAACUACUGGACGCUCGACCCCGAGUCCGCCGACAUGUUCGACAACGGCAGCUUCCUGCGGCGGAGGAAGCGCUUCAAACGGCAGCCGCUGCUGCCGCCCAACGCCGCCGCCGCCGAGUCGCUGCUGCUGCGCGGCGCGGGGGGCGCGGGGACCGCGGGAGACCCUGCCGCGGCGCUCUUCCCGCCCGGGCCCCCGCCGCCGCCGCACGCCUACGGCUACGGCCCAUACGGCUGCGGCUACGGCCUGCAGCUGCCGCCCUACGCGCCGCCCUCUGCCCUCUUCGCUGCCGCCGCCGCCGCCGCCGCUGCCGCCGCCGCCUUCCACCCGCACUCGCCCCCGCCGCCUCCGCCGCCGCCGCCCCCGCCGCACGGCGCGGCCGCCGAGCUGGCCCGGACCGCCUUCGGCUACCGGCCGCACCCGCUCAGCGCCCCCUUGCCCGGCCCCCUGCAGGCCUCGGCGGCCAAGGCGGGCGGCCCGGGCUCCUCGGCGCUGGCGCGCUCGCCCUUCUCCAUCGAGAGCAUCAUCGGAGGCAGCCUGGGCCCGGCUGCUGCGGCCGCCGCCGCCGCGCAGGCCUCGCCCUCGCCCUCUCCGAGGACGCCGUCCGCGCCCGCUCCCGGACCCGGCGGCGGCUGCGCGGCUCAGGCGGCCGUAGGCCCGGCGGCCGCGCUCACCCGCUCGCUGGUGGCUGCCGCAGCUGCCGCCGCCUCCUCCGUUUCCUCGUCGGCCGCCCUGGGAACUCUGCACCAAGGGACUGCCCUGUCCAGUGUGGAGAACUUUACCGCUAGGAUUUCAAAUUGUUAAUAACGCUAUGUUAGCGCGCUUGAGAAAGAGAAGGUAGGAAUCCCGGCUCCUUUAUUCAUCUUGGUGGUGCGGUGUUUUCUCGCUCCUUCUGGCGCGGGCCGUCCGACCUCGCCCCCCCAAGUUUCUCUGCUCGAGAUGCUCAGACGAGAACGGCAACAGCUUGGGCACGCUUUGGGGCUCAGUGGGUCCCUCUAUUUAUGCUAAGUUGCCCUCUGCUGAAGACCCCGACCCGGGGUGGAGAGGAAGAGUGUGCUAGCGGGGGGUCUGCCCUGCCUAGGCACGAGGGGCUUCCUUGAUUUUCGGGGGAUUUUUAAAAUUCUAAGCCUUUUGGGGGUCUGGAGAUUCUCAGGUCCAGGCGUUAAAAAAAGAAAAAAAGCCCACCAGUAAUGUUCAAGAAAAAUAAUACAAAACUAGUAUACGUCCCGAAGAAUGCCAGCGAAGCAAUAGUUUUUCAUUUGAGGACACUUGUCUGGUGUACUUUUUCAUGAAAAGGAAAAAGUGAUUAACAUGUUUACACAAGGAAAAAAGUCAAAUGAUAAUUUCUUACUUUAACCUGUGUUUUGUAUCAUAAUAGACAUGCGGAACUUUUGUACUUACUGCAUAUUCUUUACAAGGAGUAUUGUAAAUUUUACCGGCAAUUAUUAUUGUACUAUUCUAAUGUAAGAUUUUUACACUUUUUCAGAAAUAAAAUGCUUAAUUUUCAAAGAAAAUCCACCAAAAGAAUUGCCUUCAGUCGUCCCCUUCUAGUUUAUUUUUUCUGUUAAAAAAGUUAUGUGAGAUAAUUAAGAACCUAUUAUAAAAUAGAAAAUAUUUUCAAAGAGAAUUUGAGAAAAGCCUCAUGCCAUGAUUUUUCACGUGUACUAGCUAAGUCAAAACUAUUGCAGAUCAGAAACUACUUUAAAAUGAGUACAAAUAAAACAAGUUACUUUAGGGUACAUUUUCAAAUCUCAUCUAUUCCAUUUUGAAGUGAUGAGGCUAUUUAAAAUUAAUGCCACAGUUACCCAAAGAUAAUUUUAUAGAACUUUUAAUUUUAUUUUUGAGCUUCCCACUUGAUUUAAUUUCCACUUAACUUUCAGCACAAUAUUGUAUAUAUGUGUAAAAACUGCAACACAGUAUUGUAAUGGGAGCAAUAUGAGCAAAUAGACAAUUAUUGGUUCAAAAAAUUUAAUGCAGAUGAUCAGUUAAAACAGCUUUUAAAGUCCUGAAUAAGAAAAUAUUUACAUAUAUAAAGCAAUUGUAUUUGAAACUUCUAGUAUUUAAAGCUACUAUUUUCUUGACAGAAGGGAUUCCAGUAAUUGUAUAAAGCACUUUUUAUCCUCAAAGGCAAACUUAACAGCAAAUUUCUAGGGUAAAUGAGUAACAAGGUAUGUAGACAAAUACCCAAUUUUAGGAUAAUAUGCACUUUAAAGAACAAAAAUGAAUGCAUCAGGUGUUUAUUGAACUUAUAUUUAUACAAUUUUAAGAAAUUUAGGAUAUCUUUUUUCAAAUUUUAAGUUUUCAUUAACUACUUGUUGCAGAUAAUUUCUAGUUCUUUGAAAACAUGUGAGACUAAAGUUUUGAUGGCUAAAAAUGUUAUUGUGGGCUCCAAAUAAAACCAAGGUAUAUGUAAUAUGUCAUUUAAAUGCUUGAUAUCAGUGAGUUUCAGAGAGGAUUAAAUCUGUUUAUUAAAUGUUUUUUAUAUACCUGGACAGGUAUGUAUAUGAAGAUCUGGCAGAUUUAGCCUAGUAAGUUAAGGAAGACUGACUGCAUUAUAGCCCAACAUUUUGCAGUGACAUUCACUCUUGAUGCUAUGCCCUCUCGCCUCUUUUUGGGGGUGGGUGGGUAAAAACGGACUCUCACAGCUUGGAGAUUAAAUUCUGUUUUUUUCCCUAUGAAAUAUUUGGAACAGACUAUAGAGUUUAGACUAAACACACUUGCCCUUAAAUUUACCGCUAAAUAUAUAGGUACAAAUUAAAAUAUCAUUAGACCAAAAUCUUACAUGCAAAAGUCACUUUUACCCUAGCCGAGCUAAGAGAGAGGAGACCUUGGAACAGGGAAGGUCUGACUGCCACCACCGCCUCAGGGGGCGUUGGCAGGCGGACCGCAAACCGCAGAGGCAUUGGGGCGCACCUCGCCGCCUUAUGUGUCGCAUAGAUCUGAAAUUUAGACCCUGAAAGUAAUUAUGAAGAGAGCGAAAGAACAAAACCGUGUGUAUUAAUUAUUACUACUAUUACUAUUACUAUUUGCAUGAUGCUUGGAUGUCCUGAAAGCAGGAAUCCCUGAAUCCUCUCAGAUUCCCGUAUUUUUAAAAAAGUGCCUGGACGGGCUCCAUCUCCAGGUUGUCAAUGCUUUUAGGACGAUGGCAAGAAGGCACUGAACGAUCCCGCGCUGUCCUCGCGCGGGCUCCGAAACUGGGGUCCCGCUUCAUCCGCGUCCUCUAAGCAAAUGUAAAUAUGACACGCCUGCUUCAGUCUCGAGUUUGGCGUCCUGUGAGUUCAGCCUUUCCACCCUCAGGAUUUGGGGUUCCACCGUAGGCUUCCCUGACCCUGCGGGCCUGGCCGGCGAGCAGCUGAGAUAUGGGGAAGGGAAGGCCCCAGGGCAGGCGAGUGUAGGUCCGUGGGCCGUGGACCCCGCGAACCAGGAGCGCAGGGUGCGCCCCGUCAGGCCGCGCGGGCGAGCAGGUGCUGGAACAAUGGCCGCCCGGCUACCAUGGCCUUUGAUGGGCAAGGACGUCUCUUCCCGGGGCUCCUCAUUCGCAUGCAAAUCCAGCGCUGGUCCCUUUUUCUUUGAAGGCAAACAGAAGGAUGUUUGUGUGUUUGUAAGGACGAAGCCUGCUUGAACAGCCUCCCUCAAUAGGCUGGGUCUCGAAAAAUAAACCAGUUGGACAAACAUUGGCCACCAACUCUCCUCCUCCCGACUACAAAGUGUGGAUUUGCUACAACUCAUUAACCCGACGCUUUUCUCCUCUUCUCCUUGUUUCUCUGCUCAUCAAACGCCCCCGUGGAGCCUAGAGACAAAUGACCGAAGCGCAGUCGGGAGGGAAUUGCAGUUAAUAGGGAGAGGGAUAUAUUGGGGGCUAAUGGUUCAGGCAGCUCCUGGAGAAGGACCACACAAAAAGGAUCCUCUCCAUUCAGGACUCUGUUGUGCUGCGGAGAUUUAAUCUGCAGCUAGAUUUAGCCGAAUGUUGUCUAUUGCGGGGUAAUGAAGCCCCUAUGGAUUGAAUUGCUCCUUGUACCACACAUGGUGUCAUGACCUGAGAUGGUUUCUUGGUUGAUUUCUUUUUUCUCUAUUGCAUAAUAAUUUUCUUUAAAAUAAGAAGCUAGUGCUUCUGCUCAACAACGUGUUUCCUCUCCAUCCCCAUCCCGUGCAUUUAUUUAAGAGCCACUUCCCUUCCUCCUAAAAAAAGAAAAGAAAAAGAAAUUGGGGAGAAGGAAAAAAAAAUUGUGAGCAUCUUUCCCAUUUCUUCAUUCACUGAGGCAUCUGUGCAUCUCUACUUUACUUCUACAGCUCAACAGUCCUUUCCUGCCCAAAUUUCUGCUGAUGGAACUGGAAUUUUGAGUAUAUUUAUUAUCAAAAUUCUUACAGUGAAUGUAAUAAGCAUCCAUCUGGGAGAAAGAGUUCUGCCCUUCACAGUUGUUUCUUUUUUUUUUUUUUUAAUCUCAACAUCUCUUCCUGCCACCCUGUCCUUUGAGAAAGCUGGAAGAGGUGGUUAUUCUGAUGAAGGUGAUUAUUUUGAUGGAAUACCAGCCUGUGUCAUUUAUUAAAGGCUGUCGGAGGCCAGUGGUUAUGCUGUUUUGUUUUUCUCUCUGGCCCCAGUGGCUCUGAUUUCCUUGCUUGACUGAGGACCAAGCUUGGAGCAGUUAGCAGUAUUAUUACAACUGCUAUUGAUGGAUAAAUAUCUGAUCUUACUACCUAAAGCCAGGAAUUAAGAACUCUAGUUUUAGUUUUACAAUUCUCUGCUGGCUAUACAUUUUGCUCAGACCUGUUUUUAUUGCUAAUAAAAGUUAUUUGGGGGUAACUUAAAGGUCAUAUCAGCAUCAAACUCAAUCCAAAUCAGAAAUCUAACCAGGAACCAGCCUGAGUAACUGUGGAAGUAAUUGAAAUGCCAGGGGUCCCGUUCUCCCUUUAGAACUUAACCAGACAAGGACAAGCCUGAGAGCAGAGGACAAGUGAAGUGAGCCCUACAUUGUCAGCAUCCAUUCUUGUCUCUAUCGGUUUCCUGGCGUUGCAGCUGGGUCACACAUAUACACACACAGGCAUGCACACUCAUUGCUCAUCAGCUGCCACCCGCUUCCCUUCUCUCCUAUGAUUUUGUAAUUAGGCAUAUGCUUUUUGUUGGUAAAUGUGUUUGAUGUCACUUCCAGUGAAACGUGCAGUGUUUGUAGGGCCACGAAUGUAAAUGUGUAAAUAUGUUUAGUGUAAAAUCUGGCCCUUCGACUUUAGCAAUAAAUACCCUGCCAAUUCAGAUAUAAUUGCAUUUGACAGAAAGAUGGAGAAUCUGAUCAUGACCAGCUGCUCAGGGCUCUUUGGGGCUUAUACUUUCCCAACUUAUUUCGCUUUUCAGAUCAUUUCUUUGCAUGUCUCAUCUCUCUAUAAUCACAUCUUUCCCUUGAUAUGGACAGCUCGGGCUCCUUUCUUUUUAUUGUUGAACCCUCUGGCAUGCAGGAAACUUCCUGGUUCAUUUCUCCUGCUUCUGUGCCAGGAAAAUACUAUUCACUAACAAGGGAAAAAACAAACCCCAAUAAGCAAAAAACAAAACACCACAGAGAAAACAACUGAUUAUUAUCAUCAAUCGCACUUCUGAGUCUUGAAUUUCCCUGUGUGAUAAGAUGGCUAGGAAGAGAAAUGAGGAUAAAGACAGUGAGCUUCUGACCCAUGUAAUUUUUCUUGUCGGUAUUAUAAUCAUCCUAACUUUUAAAAUUGCUUUGACUACUCAACUUUUAGAAGUUAACAUUUUAGGGAAGUAUAAUAUAUAUACAGAAAAAUGAACAAAUCUUAACCACUUUUCACAAAGUGGACAAACCCGUGUAAACAGCAUCAGUUCAUGCAGGGGAUGUUACCAGCACUCCAGAAACCUCCCUCCUGUCAGUUCCAGUAACCAUCCUCAGCACAAAUUAACUUUUAAAAAGGACUUUCACUAAUAUUUCUCUCAAGUGCACUGUGAAAUAAUGAGGACAAGAAUUAUUAUUGACCUCAUUUUACAAAUAAAGAUAUCAAGACUCCAAAGUUAUGAAGUGACUUUCCCAAGGUCACAGCUACUGGGACUUCAACAUUUUAAUCCCAUUUUAUUUCUUUUACACCACACUGCCACUUUGUUGCCGUCAUUGUCAUUGUGAUUUAUUAAACACCCACUGUGGCAGGGCAAUUCUCUUAGAGGUCAGAGUGUAGAAGAGACAUUUAUUUCUUAUGCACCUUUUUGCUUUCUUGUUAGAACAGCUGCCACCUCCACUCAGAUAUUCCCAGAGAUAACCCAGCCCCUUGCUUUAGAUGCAUUUGAAAUCUAUGGCAACUAUCUCAGAUGUUUCCAUUUCCUCUACCUCUGUUCUGUGAGACACUCUGCUA